This is a messenger RNA of Entelurus aequoreus (snake pipefish), 1240 nucleotides long. RefSeq names its product RAS-like, family 11, member B (gene rasl11b). Bases 134 to 880 code for a protein of 248 amino acids. The record is from RefSeq and is a predicted model, not a curated record. Gene Ontology annotation, molecular function: GTP binding; GTPase activity. The transcript is spliced from 4 exons. Lineage: Eukaryota; Metazoa; Chordata; Actinopteri; Syngnathiformes; Syngnathidae.
CUCAGUCAGUCAGACGAGACUCCUCUUCUCCAGGCAGACAAGACACAAAAAAAGGAUUGUUUUUUUCCCCCUCAUCUCUGCUACUUUUAAAAAUACUUGGAGCUUACCUUUCGGACCGAAAAGGAGAAAGAAAAUGCGUCUCAUCCAGAAUAUGACCACCAUUGCGGAGUGUGCCGCCCCGCAGUUCUCGCCGGCUAACCGGGCUAUCAAGAUAGCAGUCAUAGGGGGCAGUGGAGUGGGGAAAACAGCGCUGGUGGUGAGGUUUCUGACAAGGCGCUUCAUUGGAGACUACGAGAGAAAUGCCGGUAACCUGUACUCCAGGGAGAUCCAAGUGGAUGGAGACAACCAAGUCAGCCUGCAAGUCCAAGACACUCCAGGUGCAGAGUUGACCGACCAAGGCAUCGUCCUUCCUGAUCAUGUGACCUGGUCCAUCCAAUGGGCCGACGCCGUGGUGCUGGUGUACUCCGUGACCGACCGCCGCAGCUUCGACUUGUUGCCCCAGUUGCACCAGCUUGUGGCCCAAACCGCCACCAACAGGGGAGGAGGCGCCGCCGCGCCGCCCGUCAUCCUGCUGGCCAACAAGACCGACCUCCUGCACCUUAGGCGUGUGGACCCCCAGCAGGGGCCCCUACUGGCCGCCACGCUGGGCUGCGCCUUCUACGAGGUGUCGGCCAGCGAGGACUACAGCCAGGUGCACGGCGCCUUCCACCGGCUGUGCUGCCAGCUCGCCAAGCAGCCAAUGGCCUCGCCGCCACCCGCCCCUGCCGAGAAGAAACGCUCGCCGCUCAUCCCCAGGCCCAAGUCGCCCAACAUGCAGGACCUGAAGAGGCGCUUCAAGCAGGCGCUGUCAGCCAAGGUCAGGACCGUGACCUCUGUGUGAGGGUGAGGACAGAGGGGGGCGGAGCUACAGGUGGUCUACGGCGGCCACGGGAAUGUUUUGAAGCUUCACAUGCGAAGUUUUGUGCUGGCAGAGGUGAGGUGAGGUGUCACGUCCUGCAGCAGCGAGGACGCUCAGCAGGUGUUGAGGACACAAACGCACCAUGAAAGAAGACAGUCUUCUGUUUAGUUGCCUUUGACGGCCUGAUGGUGGCGCCAGCACACACGAGAGCACAUGGACAUGGCGGGUGUUAGCAUGGCAGCGUUAUCACUGAUGCACUUUAAACAGGAAGUGAGGCCUGUUGUUAUUUAUUAUUUGUUGGCGAUUCACGUGGUUUGGUCACAAUAAAAUUAUGAUUUUGAA